GAUUGCUUACGUUUUCCUCGUUCAUGACGUUACCGUUUUCUGAAUUACAUAAUACAUGGACGCGCCCACAUCGUUUCCACAAGUGGAAUUGCACUCUAAUUCUUAACAACAUGCUCAGAUUUCAGAUGAUCUUCUCUUCCUCAAGCUCCUCCUUUCUCUGGCUUCUUCUCAUCUUAUUCUCUGUAACAUUUUCUCACGUUUCAGGUUCAUUCAAAGGAACAUAUGGAGUAAACUACGGUAGGAUAGCAGACAAUCUGCCAUCCCCUGAAAGUGUGGUUACUCUGCUCAAAGCAGCAAAGAUAAAGAACACAAGAAUAUAUGAUGCUAAUCAUGAUGUUCUCACUGCCUUCAAAGGUUCAGGACUCGAAAUCAUCAUUGGACUCCCUAACGAAUUUCUGAAAGACAUAAGCGUGGCUGAGGAUCGCGCCAUGAGCUGGAUCAAAGAAAAUGUCCAGCCAUACCUUCCGGGGACCAAGAUCGUCGGAAUCGCGGUCGGAAACGAAAUCUUGGGAGGCGGAGAUAUGAUGCUCUGGGAAGUCUUACUCCCUGCAGCAAAAAACGUUUACAAUUCCCUUGACAAGCUUGGUUUAACAAAACAAAUUGAGGUAUCAAGUCCACAUUCAGAGGCAGUGUUUGCCAAUUCAUAUCCUCCAUCAGCAUGCACUUUCAGAGAUGAUAUACUCCCUUUUAUGAAGCCUUUGUUGCAAUUCUUCUCACAAAUUGGAACUCCUUUCUACAUAAAUGCAUACCCUUUUCUUGCAUAUAAGAAUGACCCUCAGCACAUUGACAUCAACUAUGCUCUCUUCAAGAAAAACCCUGGGAUUUAUGAUGCUAAGACUAAAUUGCACUAUGAUAACAUGAUUGAUGCUCAAAUUGAUGCUGCUUAUAUUGCUCUGGAGAAGGUUGGGUUUGAGAAGAUGCCGGUGAUUGUUUCCGAGACAGGUUGGGCUUCUCGCGGGGACCCAGACGAAGCGGGAGCAAAUGUGAAGAAUGCGAAGACUUAUAACAAGAAUUUGAGGAAGAAGCUAAUGAAGAAGAAGGGGACUCCUUAUAGGCCAAAAAUGCCUGUGAAGGCUUAUAUCUUUGCUUUGUUUAAUGAGAAUUUGAAGCCUGGUCCAACUUCUGAGAGAAACUUUGGACUGUUCAAACCAGAUGGAAGUAUUUCUUAUGAUAUUGGCUUUACUGGGCUUAGGUCUUCUUCAGCAACCUCGUCUCUUCUUUCCUUCAAGGGUAUUGAGUCAUCAUUGGUAAUGCUCUGUGCAAGUUAUGCUGCUCUUCUUCUUGUAGCAUUGUAAUGGGACGUGACCGAAUGUAUGAUUCUUUGAAUGCUGUAACAGUUUUCUAAACUUACGAGCAAUUCAACUUAUGGAAAUUCCUGAACACUGACAUCUGAUCAAUCUAUUGUUGAUUCUUUUUAUUCCUCUUUGUUAACACCCGGCAUUGUAUCAUAGGCUUAAGUGUAUAUUUGAUCCUGUCUCUUGUUGUCGUUAAUGAUGAAGUAAUGAUGUUGUUUUUUCCAGCGUCAAGCAGUUUAUUUUUGCAAUAAGAGAAUCUAAGCACAAUGUCUAUUA
Messenger RNA from Lotus japonicus, 1571 nucleotides. Its product is annotated as glucan endo-1,3-beta-glucosidase 14. NCBI's taxonomy places the organism in Eukaryota, Viridiplantae, Streptophyta, Magnoliopsida, Fabales, Fabaceae. Gene Ontology annotation, biological process: carbohydrate metabolic process. Gene Ontology annotation, molecular function: hydrolase activity, hydrolyzing O-glycosyl compounds. Gene Ontology annotation, cellular component: plasma membrane. The transcript has 3 exons. Bases 24 to 1295 code for a protein of 423 amino acids. The record is from RefSeq and is a predicted model, not a curated record.